Molecule: messenger RNA, 276 nt
Organism: Gastrolobium bilobum
Lineage: Eukaryota; Viridiplantae; Streptophyta; Magnoliopsida; Fabales; Fabaceae
Product: ras-related protein Rab7-like
Exons: 3
Coding region: 13-276 (87 amino acids)
Cellular component (GO): vacuolar membrane
Molecular function (GO): GTP binding; GTPase activity
Source: RefSeq, a predicted model, not a curated record
AAGACGUCUUUGAUGAACCAAUAUGUUUAUAAAAAAUUCAGCUCGCAAUAUAAAGCCACGAUUGGUGCUGAUUUUGUUUCAAAGGAGAUACAAGUUGAUGGCAAACUUGUAACUUUGCAGAUUUGGGAUACGGCAGGGCUGGAAAGGUUCCAUGGUCUUGGUGCUGCAUUUUAUAGAGGAGCAGAUUGCUGUGAUCUGGUAUAUGAUGUAAAUAUACACAAGACAUUGGAUACACUAAACAACAUAUAUGCAUUGGAAAUUGAGUUGCUUUCAUGA